AUGAUUUCCAAACUAACAAUCGCCGUUCUCCUUCUUGCUUUCUUCGUUUCAUUCUCUGAAUCAGCCGUUGCCCAACAAUUGGUCAAACUUGGAGAAAGAGUCACAAUCGAUAUUGCUCAAGGAAAAUCAGCUUUGUCAAGAACUGUCAAUGGACAAAAAGCUGUUGUUCAAUUCAAAGGAGCAAAGGCCGGAGUUUUCGUUUUGGUAAGUUGAUUUAUCGAAAAAUUCUCGAGAAAAUGAUCAAUUUUCAGAACGGAAAGAAUGUUGAUUCAUCAAACUACGAAGUCAAACCAAAUGGUGUUCUUAUCAUCAAAAAAGUGACAAAGGCUGAUAUCGGAGAAUAUGCACCAGAACCAAAUGACCCAGUUCCAAGAGGAAAUGGUGGAUUUGUUGCCGGACCAGUUCUCGUUCUUUCUUUGGCAUAA
Messenger RNA from Caenorhabditis angaria, 425 nucleotides. The record is from the annotation of a GenBank genome assembly. Lineage: Eukaryota; Metazoa; Nematoda; Chromadorea; Rhabditida; Rhabditidae.